This is a messenger RNA of Adineta ricciae, 915 nucleotides long. The record is from the annotation of a GenBank genome assembly. Lineage: Eukaryota; Metazoa; Rotifera; Eurotatoria; Adinetida; Adinetidae.
AUGAAUACACGCUCACAACCUAAGCUUAGAUCUAUUCAAGAAAGAGAAACUCCGGUAUUAUCCGUAUAUGAGGUACGCGAAAGUAUUUCAUCAUGUUCAUCGGCAAGCAGUGUUUAUCUAAAGACCGUUCAAUUGAAAAAUGCAAACGGAAAAAUUUCACCUUCUUCAUCACUUCAAUCAACCGAUUCGACUAUUUUACCAUCACUUCACGAAGAAAAUUCAUCUUCAACACAGGCCAUUCAAACAUCUCCAAAGGCAAAGCAGAGAGGACCAUUCUCGUUGUCAAAAGUGCUCGUCAUUAUUGCAAUGAUUUUUCUCGGUAUAUGCGCAGUAGGAGUGGGAAUCACUGCGGUUAUGUUGAUUGUUUUGCGACCAACAACAACCACCAUAAUAACCACGACGACGACAAGUACGACGAGCACGACAAGUUCCACUUCAACAACUUCUACAAGCACAACUAGUACUACAUCAACAACAAAUGCUGUGUGUUCAACUAUGCCUAAUACAUGGUACACAACAUCCGCUACGAUUCCAGGGCAAUAUAACAUUCCUACUCACAUCAGUAGUCAACAAUUUUUUCUCAAUCUACGUCAAAUUUUAAAUGAUAACGGUUGCCUUAUUACAAAUGUGAACGUCCCAGAAACGAUUGUCUUUAAUCGAAUCGUUCAAAAGCUUACUUCAGUGUUCGAGUCCAAUAUUCUCUUAGCUCAUACAAAUACAAUUGAAAAUGCACGUGUGAUCAUUUCAGGGAGCCAGUCAUCAAUAGGGUUAUUAUCGUCACGAACAGAAGCAAUUCAACAAGCAGAAAUGUUUCAACUAAAAACACAUUUAGAGUUUAAUCUUUCAAAUUUGAUCUCCCGCGCAUAUCGUGGUUUAAUCUGUAACGAAAGAUUGAAUGAAAUCAAAGAAAUCUAG